AUGCAGCCACUGUCCGGGAUUCGAGUACUCAGCGUGACGGUCUACCUGGCGGGGCCGUUCGCCUCGAUGAGCCUGGCCCGGCUUGGGGCGGAGGUCAUCAAGGUGGAGAUCCCGGGCCGUGGCGAUCCGGGAACUCACCCCCGCCGCAACUCCGACGAGGACAUCUCCACGCGAUUCCUCAAGCGAACGCAGGGUGUCAAGAGCGUUACGCUGGACCUGAAGACCGAACGUGGCAGGGAGCUCUUCCUCGAGCUGGCCAAGCAGAGCGACGUGGUUUUGGAGAACCUGGCCCCCGGUUCACUCCGGCGCGCCGGUCUUGGUUACGAGGAAGUGGCCGCAGUCAACCCGGGUAUCGUUUAUGCCUCCAUCUCUGGUUAUGGCCAGACCGGUCCGUAUAAGGACAAGCCAGCCCACGAUCCCCAGAUCCAGGGCAUGAGUGGGCUGAUGGAUAUAAACGGCGAGGCCGACGGCCCGCGGUCAAGACUAAAGCACGCCUUUGCCGACCUUUGCGGCGCUCUGCACGCCGUCUAUGCGAUUACAUCGGCUCUGCACCAGCGACGGCGCACCGGCCUGGGUCAGUACAUCGACAUUUCCAUGCUCCGGGCAACGGUUGCCACGAUGGGGGCUGGCCUGAUGGAAUAUGAACUCACUGGCCGGGUUCCUCAUCCGAGAGGCAACUACGAUCCGGUUAUGGCUCCCUAUGGCAACUACCCAUGCCUUGGUGAAGACGAGUGGGUCUCCAUCGCGGUGCGUACCGAGGAAGAAUGGCGAGGGCUGGUGAAAGCGAUAGAUAACCCAGACUGGGCCGUUGAGGAGAAUUUCGCCAGCCGUUACGCCCGCCUCGGGAACCGGGGAGAACUGGAUGAACGGCUGUCGGAGUGGACCCGGGGCCGCUCCGCUUGGGAGGCCACAGAGCUGCUGCAGUCCUGCGGCGUGGCCGCCUUCCCGGUGCUGGGCGCUGAGGGAAGACUCUUCAACCCGCAUUUUCGUGAACGUGGCCUGUAUUCUGACAUUGAGCACCCGGCGCUGGGCUCGGAGCCCGUCUUCAACCUGAUGUGGCAGCUGAGCCGCACGCCGCCAAGCAUACAGCGCCACGCGCCGCUGCUCGGCGAACACAACCGCGAUGUCUUCUGUGGCCUGCUUGGCUUGGAUGAGGCGGAACUGUCGCGGCUGGAAGAAGAGCAAGUAAUCUGGUAG
Molecule: messenger RNA, 1197 nt
Organism: Geodia barretti
Lineage: Eukaryota; Metazoa; Porifera; Demospongiae; Tetractinellida; Geodiidae
Source: the annotation of a GenBank genome assembly